CUUGCAGAAGAUUUCGCUUUCGCUUUGGCAUCGACUGGCCCGCCUCCGUGUUCACAUCCAGGUCUCACCAAGAUGCUCCCACAACGUCCAUCCCACUGUCCCGUCAUCAUGCUACGCGAUAUCCGGUGACAAUUUGGUCCAACAAACCCCCCAUGAGAGCUCCGUCAAUCUCCCACUCCGACGUUUGCCACCGUCGCCAUGAGCUCCCUACUCAACCCUAUUCACAGCGCGAAGCAGAAAUGCCGCCCCAAACACCAAGUCCUUGUCCUGAAAUGCUAUCCCAAAUACCAGAAGAAUGUUCAGGAAGUCAAGCCCAUGUCCUCCGAGCUCAGCUACCUGCUCUAUUAUGCCUCCACUCGCCGCAACAAGCUGCAGAAAGUCGGCGCAUUCCUCGAGAAGAAGAACGCCGGCGACGUCUGGAAAGGAAGGCUCGGCAAUGUCCAGGUGACCCUUCAGAUUCUCGCUGCCAUCAUCGAGAAAGCCCCCCGCGACCUGUCUCUUUAUUCCAGAUCCGUUCUCACUAUCCUCGAUUCUGUCCUACGUUCGAAAGACGUAAACAUGGUGGAAGACUCUAUUCCUACAUUUGAAGCCUAUUGCAAAUACGUGGACGUCGCCUCUCUCACGGCCGAUCAGCAGCGUGCUCAGCAAUAUGUCUCCCUCGUCCAGCACUACACUGGGUUUGCCUUAAAAACGAAACCCUCGGACAGAAAACAAGGAGACUCCAUCCCACUCUCUCUUAGAUGGCGGAAAAUCGGUCUCCGCGCCAUUCGGGCCGUCGUGGCCUCUGACGCUUUGGCUGUGGACUCCAGUCGACAACUGAACCUGGUCAUGCCUGUGAUCCUGGAGAAUAUGUCGCUGGAAGAAGAGAAUAUACUGUCAACAUUGCAGCAGCGGGCAAAGACAAGCGAGAGGAUGGACGACGAGACCGCCAGGAGGAGGCGUAUGAGUAUUGCCACAGUCACAACCGUCGACACCAUUGAUGGCGAUCCUGCUGCCGCCGUGGAGACCACUGCGGGUGCGGACAAGGUCGCCGAAGAGGAGGUUAGAGCUCUGGCAUUGAGAUGCCUGAAACAAAUCUUCUCUGUAGGCAUUGGAAGUACAAGGGGUCAAACAAGGUUGGCAACAGCUUUGACCCUGAAAUUCAUUGCCUCAAAAAAUCCGCCCAAAGUCACGCCGGAAACAUCAAGAACCGGCAACUGGGCGACGUCUCUGUUUGAAGCAAUUGCGCGAUGGACACCUGUACAAGAUCGUUUCAUUAUCGUUGUCACAGCCAUGGAAACUCUGGUUAGAAGCCCCAUGGCGGAGGGGGUCCUGGAGAAACAGCUGGUCCUCACAACCAUGAUCGAUUGGCUUCUCAGUUCGCCUGUCAAUCUCAUCGGAUUAAGCGUCAUGGAUGUUCUACUCGGUUUCAUCCAGCACAUGCUAGUUCUCCUCCAGCUUGGUGGACCCAACGCUCGCGUCACGCAGCCACAUCGAGAGGAUACUCUCGGGUUCUAUCGAGAAGCCAAGGAAGCAUUCGAUCCAAGUUCAGUCUUGACCGACAACAAGAUGUCCCGGACGCUCUCCAAAGAGUUGACAGCAUCGCCCGUCCGGCAAGAAUUGCUCGAGAGACUACAAAAAUGCAUCGCGUCUCUUUCCAACCACAUCUACUACACAGACCAGAUCAGCGACAUGCUGACAGCAAUUCUGGCGCGGCUGAAACCAUCACCCCAGUCUGAAGUCCCGACAUCGGCAGCUGCUAUCAACGACCCAGCAGCCGCAACGAAAGCGAUUGCAGAGUCUGCGAACAUACAUGAAGACGCCAACACCUCUACAUUCUUUUCGUUUGCAACGGCGCGGGUCACUGCUUGCCGAGUCAUCAAAGAAAUCUUGGUUCGCGCCAAUAGCAGGCGAAGCGCCAUGGGUGCGCCCAUCGAAGCACGUGCACGAGUCGGAGUGCAAGUGUGGGAAGGCACUCAGUGGCUCCUUAAAGACGAAGACAAAGAAGUGAGAUUUGCAUACGUCGACGCGCUGUUGGCUUGGCUCAAGCUCGAAACCAACAAGAGCGACUUGCUUCUACCCCGAGAUGGCAAUCGAAAGCAGACGCAGUCCAAGAAAUAUCAGGGCGAGAAUGGUGUGGCCAAGAGGGCCGUUUCCAACGCAUCUCGCAAAGAAAACAAACCUACAAGAUCCAAUUUUCUUGCUCUCUUACAUCUCGCUGUUUACGACAGUAUCCUGGACGAUGUCGAAAACGAAACGAACCUCCUUCUUCUGUACCUCCUCCUAACCAAAUUGGUUGAAAGGCUCGGAGUUAAUGCGAUCCGCAGUGGAUUGCCUAUGAUACUCAGACUCCAGGAAACAGCUCUCAAUGGGGAAGUUGUCUCCACCUCAGGAAGAGUCAAUGUGGGAAGUGUUGUGCAUGGCUAUCUGUGGACUAUCGCGGACAAUUUUGACUUUGAGACAAGUCCACCUGGUCAUGAAAUCAACGCCGAAAUCUCUCGGAGGAAACGGUUUGGAAUUUGGCUCGACAAGGUCAAAUUUCCAGCGCUGUCUGUCGAGGACAUCAGACAUCUUCGAAAGGAGACGGAGAAGACCCCAAUCUACAAUGAAGAAGCCGUCGAAACCAUCAAGCCGUUCCUGUCGGUUGUAAACAUUGUGGAGGAAAUAGCGACUGCAUACGACAACGCUUUGCUCACACCGCCAACCUCUGCCCCAAAUUCGCCUGGAAGAGUCUUCUCUGUUCCGACUCUUGGAUUUGGUUACGGUUACGGAGCCGCUCCUCAACCGAAGGCGUCCAGAGAGGAUCAGCUUCCGCAGAAGGUCAAAGAUGAGAUGGCUGCAGGGUGGAGCAGAGAAGCAUGCAUUGCUGCGGUUGAAAAGGAAAGUGCGGCAUCUGUCACAGGAUCUCGAACGGGGGCAUCUUCUAUCCCUAAACAGCACCUUGGCGUCAAUGGGGCUGCUCGUCCGUUCGGCUCUGUGAAUGGGAAAGAGUCAACUGCGACGGCAAACGGCACCACAACCCCAACUUAUGGCCUGACGGGCGGAUUAGGAAGCCUCACUCAAGUCCGAAGGGCGAGCGCCACUGGUUCACCUGCAAGGGUCCCGACCACGUCCAGCAGAGAGUCGACGGUCAGGGUCACUGACUUGAAAAGAGCGCUGUCCGGAUACGGCGUUACAGGAAGGCGGCAGAGUCCCCUGCGGAGACCGCAGGCUGGUUCGCGCAGGAGUACAGGAAGCAGCGGAAGCAGCAGCAUGCUUAGUUGGGAUGAGGCUGACGACCGUAAUCCAUCCUUCCUCGACGUCGCAGCCGCUGGUGAUCCAACCGAGCAACCUCUCGAUAGCAGUCCGCCGAGGCCACAGACGUCAUCCUCGGGCAAUCCCAAGAUGGCGGACCAGAGAGAUGCGACAUACCAUGACCAAACAACGCUACCGAGUGUUACAGUUGAUCCUCGUACGGAUACGAACGUCCCGCCGGUGCCAAAGAUCCCGUCAACGCUCAACCUUCCUGGUACCUGGCCCCGUGACGCUUCACCAGCGCGACCUGCAGAGAGUUCGCCGGAAACAGCCGUCUCGGCCGUGCCAGAAAGCCCGAAGUCACGAAAAAUCACAGGUAAAACGUAUUCAACGUCACCAGCGCGAGAAAAACAAAGCCUCCGGAAGACGUCCCGGCCAACAAGCCGCAAGGGUGCGACGCCACUAUCUUCAUCUCCGAAUGAGAAGUUCGAUUUGGGAUCACUGUUGGCGGCCAUUCCUAUCCCUAUAGCAGAGGCAGCAGGGGAUAUGCAGAAGGAAAACCGAACCGGCCGGCUCAUACGGCCUCCUUAUUGAUGGAUUGUAGUAAUGAGAAAACUCUGGAUUGUACAUUACUGGGCAAUGGCUUUGCUGGCCAUGAGUUGUGCAAAAUGAGCGUUCCCUGUUGUUUCUAUUGUGUUUGGUUGUUUGUUCCAAGUUAGACUCGCCGAGAGUUUCUGCGAGAUACUGUCUCUAUGGUGAAAAUUCAAUCAAGUGGAUGGAUUUGAAGACUCAUUUAAGAUGUAAACCCGACGAGGGCGGGACCAGUCCGUACUCUGCUGUCGGUUUGUGAGAUUUAUAGAAAUCGAAUGACGAUAUACACGUCAUUUGAACAGCGACAUCGUGACACCUGG
Cladophialophora immunda is the source of this 4124-nucleotide messenger RNA. RefSeq lists its product as uncharacterized. The transcript is spliced from 2 exons. Gene Ontology annotation, cellular component: plasma membrane. The coding region runs from base 199 to 3807 and encodes 1202 amino acids. Gene Ontology annotation, biological process: protein localization to plasma membrane. The record is from RefSeq and is a predicted model, not a curated record. Lineage: Eukaryota; Fungi; Ascomycota; Eurotiomycetes; Chaetothyriales; Herpotrichiellaceae.